GGCCAUCCCAGAGAAGAACUUGGUUGCUGGUCCCAGUGCUGAGCAAGUACUAGGGGAGUCGGCAGAAAGCAAUAAUCAUCCCAGGAAAAUCACCCAGGAAGAUACCUUGCUUGAAGAAGGCACAUAUUUUGAGAAAACAUUGCAUCAUGGGUCAUCUCAUUCCCUUCUCUAUAAAACCAGCCGUUCACCCCUUCGGUCAGUUGCAGCAUACCCAGCAAUGGAGUCACAUCUAGAAACCUUAAGUCAACUUCCCCGAGAAGUAAACUUGAUUUUCAAGUGCUCCAGAUAA
Podarcis lilfordi (Lilford's wall lizard) is the source of this 289-nucleotide messenger RNA. The record is from the annotation of a GenBank genome assembly. Lineage: Eukaryota; Metazoa; Chordata; Lepidosauria; Squamata; Lacertidae.